This is a messenger RNA of Colletotrichum higginsianum IMI 349063, 1467 nucleotides long. RefSeq names its product Major facilitator superfamily transporter. Gene Ontology annotation, cellular component: membrane. The coding region runs from base 1 to 1467 and encodes 488 amino acids. NCBI's taxonomy places the organism in Eukaryota, Fungi, Ascomycota, Sordariomycetes, Glomerellales, Glomerellaceae. The record is from RefSeq and is a predicted model, not a curated record. Gene Ontology annotation, molecular function: transmembrane transporter activity. Gene Ontology annotation, biological process: transmembrane transport. The transcript is spliced from 11 exons.
AUGUCACAACCACUGGAAAAACAGUCGAAACAUGAUCCGGCCGUUGGGGAGAAGGAUGCCGGAGUCCACGUCGGGAUCGAAGGACAGUACCAGGUCGAUGCAGAGGGCCCGGUGUACAAGGACUCGAAACGGACUUGGAAAUCAUUUUUCUGGUCAACCCUCGAUGUCCCGAAAGAGGAAGCCCGGUUUCUGACCAAGCUCGACUUGACUCUGAUCUCUUCAUCUGCACUGGGUGUCAUGUGUCGCUAUCUGGAUCAGGUCAACAUCACCAACGCCUUCAACAGCGGUAUGAAGGAAGAUCUUGCGCUGUACGGCAAAGAACUCAAUUACGCCAAUGCCAUUUGGAGUGCAGCAUACGUCUUUGGACAGGUCCCGUCAAAUUUGCUCCUCACACGAGUCAACGCUCCGCUUUACAUCGCCUUCCUUGAGUUUGCGUGGACUGUUUUCACCUUUGCCACUGCUGGCGUCAAAGACGUCAACCAGCUCUACGUGUUCCGGUUCUUUGUUGGCUUAUUCGAGGCCGGACACUUUCCGGCCGUCAUGUACGUGUGCUCGAGCUACUACAAACCCCACGAGCUGGCCCGGCGGAAUACGUUGAUCCAGAUAUUCACAUCUGUCGGCCCUCUGUUCUCUGGCUUCCUCAUGGCUGCGGUUCACGCGGGCCUUGACGGAGCCAGCGGCUUGCCGGGAUGGCGAUGGAUGUACAUCGUCUGCGGAUGCAUCUCGCUUCCAUGCGCAGUUUGGACUGCGUUUGCAAUGCCUCAGCUUCCUUCCCGUGCAAAAGCCAACUGGAUCUUCACCGAGAAAGAAAUCGAGCUCGCCCGUGCCAGAAUGCCAACCGAGACCAAGCCCUUCACCGGUCUCUUCAAGUGGAAAGACAUACGCCGCUGGCACACGACUUGGCACGUGUACCUUUUGAUAUUCUGGGUCAAGAGCUACAAUACGCCUGGAAAGCCGGCCGUGUUCUCGGUGGCUGAGAUCAACAUCAUUCCUCUCGGUAUCAACAUCAUCUCCAUCGUCUGCACCCUCAUCAACUCUUGGGUAUCCGACAGCCUGCCGGGCGCGGCGCGGUGGCCCGGUAUGCUGUUCGCGAGCGUCAUGGCCAUCAUCUUCCCAAUCGCCCUGGCCGCCACGCCGGUCCAUCCUCCCAACAUUGCAACUCGUUGGACCUUGUAUUAUCUCACUGCCCUUUCCGGUACGUGUGCAGGUCUCACGUGGACAUGGGUGAACGAGACGAACCGACACGAUCCCGAGAAGCGGGCAUACGUUUCUGCUUUGAUGAACGCGUUUGCCUACAUCUUCACCGCUUGGGUUCCGAUUUUCACCUUCCCGGCCAAUCUCCAGCCGUAUAUCGUCACCGGUAACUACAUCACGGCUGGCUUCGGUGCCGCUGCAGCGAUAACAGUUCUCGUCAUCCGUCGCUUUUACAACCGGGAUCUCCAAAAGAAGCAGAUCCUCAAAGUCUAG